This is a messenger RNA of Aspergillus nidulans FGSC A4, 717 nucleotides long. Its product is annotated as proteasome regulatory particle base subunit RPN10. Lineage: Eukaryota; Fungi; Ascomycota; Eurotiomycetes; Eurotiales; Aspergillaceae. The transcript has 2 exons. Gene Ontology annotation, molecular function: K48-linked polyubiquitin modification-dependent protein binding. The record is from RefSeq and is a predicted model, not a curated record. The coding region runs from base 1 to 717 and encodes 238 amino acids.
AUGCGCGCACAUCCCCAGUCCGCCGUAGGACUGAUGAGUAUGGGCGGGAAAGGCCCAGAAGUGCUAUCCACAUUCACUACUGACUUCGGCGGCAUUCUGGCCGGACUGCACCGCACGAAGAUCCACGGGACCGCCCACUUCACCUCGAGUAUACAAGUUGCCGGUCUUGCACUCAAACACCGCUCCGAGAAGUCCCAGCGUCAACGCAUCAUCGUAUUCUCUUGCUCCCCCAUCGCCGAAGAUGAGAAGACCCUUGUGAAGCUUGCCAAAAAAAUGAAGAAGAACAACGUCUCCAUAGACGUUAUCGCCUUUGGUGACCUCGAAUCAGACCAGACUAAGAAACUCGAAGCUUUCGUCGAAAACGUCAAAGGCGGCGACGGAUCCAACCUUGCCAUCAUCCCACCCGGUCCGAAUCUGCUCUCCGAGGAACUCCAGGCUUCACCUAUCCUUGGCGGCGAUGGAUCUGGUGGUGCUGGCGGUCUGGGAGGCGGUGAUGGUGGUGAUGGUGGCGCGUUUGACCUGGACGCUGCAGCCGAGAACGACCCCGAGCUCGCCUUUGCGCUGCGUCUGUCGCUAGAGGAAGAGAAGAACCGGCAGGAGAAGGAGAGGCGGGAGCGGGAGGCGCAACAGGGUAAGGAGAAUCUGGAGGGAAUUCCAGAGGAGGGAUCGUCGAGCAAGAAGGAUAACGAGGAUCCGGACAAGAUGGAUACCGCUUAG